UUUCAAAAAAUCUAACUUUCUUCUUUUUUUUUUUACAUUUACAGUUGGUUAUAAUGGCGGACAGACGUAAAGGUGGGAGAAAAAAAUCCAGUGAUCCAAAUCAAAAGUUGACGAAAGAAGAAGAUACUAUUGCACGUUACGUUCGAUUUAAUUGUCCAACAAAGACAACAAUGUUUGAAGGCAAUGAAGUACAUUAUUUUACCGGUGCAAAAGCAGUUGACACAUUGUAUGAAUCUAAGAAAUAUGGUCAUGCAGCGAAAGAUAUAAAAUUCGCUACACGACAGGCAGCUGUCAUGUUUAUGCGUUCACUCCUGGAAAAAGGUCUAUUUUUUCGGGCAAGGAAGCUAGUUCCAAAAAAGAAGGACGAUAGGAAGGACCAAAAAGAAAAAGGGACUGAUGUGAGCAAGUCGCCAAAAAAGAAAUCAAAUAAGGGUGACCAAUUUGAAAAGGAAAAGGAAAAAGAGAAAAAUAAGGAAGAAAAGAAAGAGGAAAGCGAUGACAACGACGAAGAGAAUGGAAAAGAUAAGGAUAAGAAGAAAGAAGAGGAAGAGAAGAAAAAACGUAAAAUCAAAUUAGAACUUCAUCUGGAGCAAUCAUUUAAUGACGCAAACGAUGUAUAUGUUUGGAUCUUUGAUCCAACACCCUUAUACAAGAAAGUUAUCGGUGCUCUUAUGGUAUUGGGUACCAUAGCGGGUUGUUUAUUCCCUCUUUGGCCGAUGUGGUUACGUCAAGGCGUUUAUUAUUUAUCAGUCUGUGGAUUAGCUUGCUUUGGAUUGCUUAUUGGUGUUGCAGUAGCUCGAACGAUAUUAUUUGCCAUAAUUUGGGCAGUUACUAUGGGCAAACAUAAAUUGUGGUUGCUACCUAAUUUAACGGAAGAUUGUGGCUUCUUUGAAUCAUUCCAACCUUGGUACACUUAUGAAUAUUGCUCUGGUGGAAUCGCCGCAAGUAAUAAAAAGAAAAAAAAGUGAUGGCAAAAAGAAAUCUGAUGAUGAGGAACCAUUAAUGGGUAAAAAAGGAAUGAAAAGCGGUGAAAGUGACAGUCAGACAACUGAAGUAAAUGAGAAGAUCGGGAAAGAAAAUCAGUCUCGAAGAAAAGAAAGUGGAGAUGAAAAUGCCGAUUUAGGCAAUGAUAAUGAAAAUGAUGAAACGGAUGAAAAAGUGGACAGUACUUCGGAUUCGGAUGGUAGAAGCAGUCAGGAAACGAGUGGUUCACUGAACAAUGGCGGUGAUACUGGAAGUGGUGAAAGCGGUAAUGAUGAUCGUAAGAUAAGAUUAAGACGACGCGCUAGGAAAGCAGACGACGAUUUCGUACUUAUUGAUGAAUGAUUCCGGUUUGAUUAAAUGUUAUUUAUUUAAACUUACGCUUCUCUACUUUCUAACGUUUGCUACAGGGAUAAUAAUAAUAGGGUGUUAGAGGAUCAAAAAUCAUUAAUGUUUCAGCAUGCUUUAAUUCUUCAAGAAAAAAAAUCAAUUUUUUGUCGUAAUGGUUUGUAGAUAGGAUUCUUUCGUCAGUUUGUCAAAUAUUCUGGGUAUUUUAUUUACAUCAUUUCAGUACAUCAUAAUGUGCAGCUUAAUUAUUUCAAUUGUAUAAUUGGAUGAUUAGGCGCAGCUUAUUUUUUAUAAAUUUUUGGAAUAAAAUCUUAAACUCCUUAAAAUUUCUUUCAACUAUUUGUUUUCUUGAGCAGUAACUAAUCACUUCUGGACUCUCAUUUAAAUAUUUCCAGUUUGAUUGCUGUCACUUUCGCAAUGCUCUCUUCUUGCGAUCUAUUCAUGCUAACUUAUGGCUUAUUUUAUAUGAAGAUUUAAAAAGAAAGUUCAGAAAGUAGUAAUGG
Molecule: messenger RNA, 1832 nt
Organism: Loa loa (African eye worm)
Lineage: Eukaryota; Metazoa; Nematoda; Chromadorea; Rhabditida; Onchocercidae
Product: translocation protein 1
Exons: 9
Coding region: 54-968 (304 amino acids)
Biological process (GO): post-translational protein targeting to membrane, translocation
Cellular component (GO): endoplasmic reticulum membrane; endoplasmic reticulum
Source: RefSeq, a predicted model, not a curated record